UCUCACAACAAUGCGGAUUUUGAAUCUCCUGUUGGCCCUGUGAGCAGGCAUUGUCCACAGCGAAAUGACACCUAUUUUCGAGGACCCUGUGUUCCUGUACUACAGACAGUCUCUGGAGGUUUUGUAUCCAGACACCUGCUACCGGUUUGAUUCUGGUGGGUAUCCUGCAGAAAUUCCAAAGCUGAACUUCGCAGCAUAUAAGGAAUUCCAUAAAGCCUUCUAUCACCCGACCAACUCCUUGAUAUUCUUCUAUGGGGACGAUGACCCAAUGGUGAGAUUGAAGAAGCUUAAUGAGUACUUGUCCGCUUUUGAGCUGAAUGCGCAGGCAAAGAGCAAGUCAUACCUGAAGCUUCAGAAGCCUUGGAGCAAACCUCUGGAGGUCGAAUCAACAUAUCCAACUUGGGAAGACAAUAACGCUCCUUCAUUUAUGGGCAUCCACUGGCUUAUUGCAGACGAGCCUAAGUCCAUUGAUUCAGAAACUUACUUUGCUCUGCAAGUUAUUUCAGAUCUCAUGUGUAACUAUGUUAUGCUUGCACUGGAAGCCACCAGCGGUUCUCAAGAUGAGCCAUCAUGUGGCAUUGAUCAGCUCACAACUGUGCAACCAUAUGCCUACAUUGUCGUGGAGGAACCGUCUGCCAAUCUCACGAAAAAGAACUUCAAGACUGCCGUAUCGUUGGGCCUCCAGCUCAUGAGUACUGCAUUCAUGCCAAAGUGGGUGUAUGGAAUGCUCAACCAAAUGGAGAUUGAAAUGAUGUCGAUUGACGACAAAGCGAUGACUACUUUCUUCGCAGUAGAGGGAUCGUGGAAAGCAGAUCUGGAUCCUCUUCGGCUCCUGAAUGCCACUUUGGCAUUGGAGUCCAUUCGGUCAAAGGUUGCUGCACUAGGUGGGGAUGCUGCUGGCUACUUCAGGCCAUUGCUUAAGAAGUACCUGAUUGACAAUCCAUCUCAGGUGUUCCUUGACAUUAAGCCUGAUUAUGGGGGUUUGGAGCGGCAAUUUCAGGAGGAGAAGGACCGACUUAGACAUAUCAAGGAAAGAAUGUCAGCAAGCGAGAUUCAGAGGAUUGUGGACGAAACCCUGGCAAUUAAGGAGGAGAUGCAGCCAAGCCCUCCUUCAGUUAUCAAUAAAUUUCUUAAGCCCAUCUCUACAAGCGCGCUGACUACUCCAGCCCCAACAACCAUAAGCCAGGUCAGGACUCUAGCUUCGGUGAACCUUUUUCAAACCAAAGCCUUCACAAAUGGCGUGGUUUACAUCGAUAUGCUUUUCAGCUUGGAAAGGCUGCCAGAGGAGCUCGUUCCAUACAUUGGCAUUCUCAGAUCUGUGUGGCAAUUUCUGAGCACUGGUGACUUGAGUUUCAGCACAAGGGUCCUUGAGAACACAGGUGGUCUGGACGUUUUCUUUGAGUACCUGAACAAUGCCAACGAGCCGAACCGGACUUCACGGAACGCAUACUUGGGAUUCUUUGGUGCUGCAAGAAACAGCAAUGUGACGGAGCUGAUUGAUUUGAUGAAAAUCCUGGUGACGCAAGUUGAUCUUGACGAUAAGGAUACCUUCCUCUACGUUUUGGAUCUGCUUACAGCUGACAUGGACGGCGAUACUGCUUACGGUUAUGUGUCUAGUCGCCUGGCUGCGAAAGAUAAUGUCAAGGGAUGGUUUGCUGAACAAGUGUAUGGGAAAAGGCAAGUUUUUUUUCAACUUCCUGUUCUGGAAAGCUCUGCACAGAAGGUUUUUGGCAGGUGUGUAUGUCGAAGAAGAAGAAGAAGACAGAAGACAGAAGAAGAAGAAGACGAAGAAGAAGACGAAGAAGAAGAAGAAGAAGAAGAAGAAGAAGAAGAAGAAGAAGAAGAAGAAGAAGAAGAAGGCUGGUUGAAGAUGGCAGGCAGGGGGUAUGGAAUAGCAGCCGAGAAGAAGAAGGAGGGUGGUAAAAGAUUGUGGGCAGCAGUCGAGAAAGAUGGGCAACAAGAGGAGGAACAAGAAGAAGAGACGACGACGACGAAGAAGAAGAAGAAGAAGAAGAAGAAGAAGAAGAAGAAGAAGAAAAAGAAGAAGAAGAAGAAGAAGAAGAAGGGUGGUGGAGGAUUUCAGGCUGGAGAAUCUGGCAAUUUACAUAAGGGAGGUUACCUUCCAAGUCCGGGCUCAGUAACGGCAGACGUUGUUCUCAAUCGUGAGAUUCAUUGGAAAGUCAGAGCUCAGGGCAAGGCGUAUGGUGCAUAUGCAAGACUGGAUGGUGAUGCAGGCCUCUUGACCUUGUUAUCCUACAGAGAUCCUGAGGUGAUCUCCACCCUGGAUGCAUACAAUGAAAGCAUUAGUAAUAUGUUGAAAAUGCGACCGGAUAAGCAGACUUUGGACAGGAGAAUAGUUGCAGCAUGGGGUUUAUUAAAUCCUCAUAUGUAUCCAUAUGAUGAGGCCUAUUUCAGCUUUCAGAAGUUUUUGGCUGAUGCACCCCCAGGUGUCAUGGACCUAAUAAAUGAACAAGUCCUCUAUACAAGGGUCGAAGAACUGAACUGGUUUGCCAAUGCUGCUUUGCCGACGUUUCUGAACGGAAAUAGCACAGUUGUCAUUGCAACUUCAAGGGACAAUAUUGAAGAGGCAAUGAGAGAGAGCCCUGAACUGAAACUGACCGUAGCUGCUAGUUAGUGCUUCCUUUGUAGUGAAAGCCUAUACCUUUUUGGGAUUUAGAAUUUUAGACAGAAUUUUACACUAAUUUUAUUUAUUCAUAUUGUAUGAUACGCCUUAUUGUAAUUUAGUAAAUACUAAAUUACGAUUCAUUUAAUUCCGAAUUGUAGUCGACAAUACUAGACAUUGAUCGCCAGCACUCCACCACCUGCGGGUCAGCCAUGCAGGCCGUCUUGUGUAGUCGUUGGUCGGUAUUUGUCAGGUGAUACUAGUCAGUCACGCUAUUCAUCACGGCCACUGCGAAAAGUUAAAAGAGGGGAACUUCAAAAGGAUUUUUUUGGUUUUUAGUACCUUUUUACAGUUCGCGGUUUUACGGUUUUACCCCUUGGCGAAGUCCUUUCUGGGUUUACAACUUGGCGAUUGGGUCGUCGCCCGACUCGCCUCUUUUUGGACAAGUAGCAAUCAAAAAGUCGUUAUUUUUUUUUUUACGUAUAUAUUUUGAAGUUUUAAACCGCAAGUACAGGGCCCCAGCCUUGCAGAGCAAUCUUUCAUCACCUCCGAAAAACAUUUGGAGGCUCGCGGCUACCAGGCCACAAUGGCUGGUGCAGCUGGCCGCACCAGGCCAAAAGAGAAAAAAGAGUGUGCCGCUGGCAGCUUGGUAAAAAGCUUGGCGCGCAGUGGAAAGGCCACCAGGCCCGGGUGUACCGGUGGUUUAACAGAUCUGUGUUUGAAACUGGUUCCAUGCCCGAGAACGGGGAGAAGUCUGGAAGCAGAGGCUUAGAAAUCAACAACAGAGAUAGAAAUCAACGGCGAGAAGUCAGGGAAUCACCAGAGAAUCGUGACGGAGAUUUGAAUUAUUGUUUAGAGGCGGCAUGGAAAUCAACGUCUCAGCAACCG
Molecule: messenger RNA, 3511 nt
Organism: Chara braunii
Lineage: Eukaryota; Viridiplantae; Streptophyta; Charophyceae; Charales; Characeae
Source: the annotation of a GenBank genome assembly